Nannospalax galili (Upper Galilee mountains blind mole rat) is the source of this 1835-nucleotide messenger RNA. RefSeq names its product Fc fragment of IgM receptor (gene Fcmr). The transcript is spliced from 8 exons. Bases 1 to 1275 code for a protein of 424 amino acids. Gene Ontology annotation, cellular component: plasma membrane. NCBI's taxonomy places the organism in Eukaryota, Metazoa, Chordata, Mammalia, Rodentia, Spalacidae. Gene Ontology annotation, molecular function: transmembrane signaling receptor activity. The record is from RefSeq and is a predicted model, not a curated record.
AUGGGCAGAAAUCAUCAUAGGGCUGGGGCCAGGCUAGAGAUAGGGAUUUGGCUGUGUCUGGGAGUGUCUGGGACUCUGAAGAUCCUCCCAGAAGUACACUUGGAUGGAGCCCUUGGUGGAUCCAUUAUCAUCGAGUGUCCACUUCCUGAGAUAUACACAAGGAUGUACCUGUGCCGGCAGAUGACUAACCCCAGCAUAUGUGUCACUGUGGUAUCCAACAGCUUUGUCAAGGAUGAAUACAGAAGCCGAGUCACUCUGAAACCAUGCUUUGAUAAGAAUAUAUUUCUGGUAGAGGUGACAAAGCUAACUAAAAGUGACAAUGGAGUCUAUGCCUGUGGAGUGGGCACACACACAGACCGGGGCAGGACCCAGAAAGUCACUGUGAAUGUCCACAAUGAAUACAAACCCUUCUGGGAAGAUGAGCCGACAUCUGGACUUCCAGGAUGGUUUGACAGAUUUCUGAACCAGCAGAUGCCCAAUUGGUUCCAUGAGGUUACACAGGCCACUCCUUCUGAAUUCAUAUCCAAAGCUACCACACCAGUUCCAAAGACUGAGGUCCCUCCAAUUCACCAGCUCUCCAACACGGCUCCAAUAACCCACCAUCCUCAAGUUUCCAGAACAUCUUUGGUAGUAGCUGUCGAGUCCCCAGAUUUCCUGCCACCUACAACAGUCUCAAAGACUUCAGCUCAGGAAGGAGUCAGGCCCCUGGGAGCCAGCUACAGUCACCAUACCAGACUUGAUGAGCAGAGAACACGCAACCAUGACCCACAGACUGGGAGGGAAGACCAAGAAUUUCACAUCCUGAUUCCAAGCGUCCUGGGCCUUCUGUUGGCGACUCUUCUGGGACUGGUGAUAAAAAGAGCCAUUCAAAGGAGGAAAGCCUUCUCCAGGAGCAUCCGCCGGCUGGCGGCGAGGAUGCGCACCCAGGGCGGCUCCGGGCGGUCCCCUGCACAGCGGCCCAGACCUUCGCGGAGGCCGCGCUCGCAAAAUAACGUCUACAGCGCCUGCCCGUGGCGCGCUCGGAACGCUGACGCUGCAGGUCAGGAGGCGCGCCCUCUGCCCAGCGCCGGAGCUUCAGCGCCCAGUGCUCCGCCUCUGGUACCCGAAGUUUCCUGGAUCUAUGCCCCAUCUCUGAAGACCAGCUGUGACUAUGUGAGCUUGUACCACCAGCCUGCUGCCCACGUGGAAGACACUGAUUCAGAUGAUUACAUCAAUAUUCCUAGCCUGACUCAUCUUCCCAGCUGUCUCUCAGGGCCCAGACCUUCAUGCCAAUGAGUCUUACCUGUCUCCUGAUUUCCAGCUCCAUUUCUUUGUAGAAUCCUCAUCACCGCCCAUGCCCCAUACCCCAACUUGACUACCAUCUGGCUAUCUGAGUGCCUUGAGAAUGAUCCUGCCAUAAGCUGAUUUUGCAUGCCAUCGAAGCCCUCUAUCAGGAGGCUCUGCACAUCGAGAGCAUUCAUUUGUCUCAAUACCACCUGUCCUUUUCACAUCAUCUAAUAUGCUAUUAGACUUCUGUCAUUGCUACCUUUGGUCACAGGGUCUUUGCUGCCCUAACCCUAGCUCAUGUGGCAUCAAACUGGAACUUAGGCAUGGCUGCUACUUUAGAAGCCCUCCCCAGGCCUGGUCCUCACACAGACAGAGGCCUUUGGACUGCCUCAUGAGGACAUGCCUCAGCCCCAUGAGCUAGGAAAAGGGUACAGUGUGAGAAUGCUCCACUGUGAGCAUCUUUGCCCAGAUCCAAAGGCCAGCAUGUGCUGAUGAGUUUCUAUUUUUCUUGAGUUCAUGUUAAAGGCAAUUUAUUUGACAUGAUUAUUCUAAAUUUUAGAGAUAAGCUU